AUGGCUAGCGAUAUCUGUCUAGUUUGCGAGAGCGCUCCCAAGCGACAGAACUACCAGUUCUGCUCGCAGAAAUGCACCAAGGAAGCUGCUAGCAGGGCUCCAGAGCUCAUGAGGGUUCCUAAAGGGCAUGUUAUACAUGACAAUGUUACGAAGCUUUGGUCCGAAAAAUGGCACGAUUCGACCACUCCAUGCCCCUCCAUCGCAAAGAUUUAUCUCAUUACUUGGACUGCUGAGAUGAGGACAUCCUUCGAUGCUUAUCGUGAAGAAGUUGCAAGAAAGAGAAACAGAGCUGAUGACAAGCCGAAGGAGAUCAAGUGUUUCCGCUCUGAGAGGCGUGCAUGCCGCCUGGGCGACUCCAAGUCUUACGACUCCUUGUGCAACAACCAGAACUGCCGUCUUUGUGUCGCCAUCAAAACUAGUUUCGGGACGAGCUUGGAUUUCAAGCGCCAACAGGUGAACAGCGGAGCGAAAGACGGUAUUCGCUUCGGUGGAGGCAUUUAUAUGAGCGCCUCUUCUAACAAGGCUUUUGAGUAUGCGAAAAACCUCAAGAAGGGCUCUGAAUACCUCGCUGUUCUCGUGACCAGGACUGUCCUCGGAAAUAUCCAGAUACUGUCUGCAGAGGAUCACACCAGGAUGGAGCCCAACAAAGGAUAUGACUCGGUGAAAGGGAGGGCUGAUGGAGGAGGUUCUCUGGAGUAUGUAGUGUACGAUGAGAAUGCUGUGCGUCCAGCCUAUCUCAUCAUGGUCAAGGUUUAGCACUAGCUCCACUGCUCGUACUACUUUUUUUUACGUACUUCAAAUUAUGCAUUUUCUCCCUUCCAGAACCCAGUAUGCGUC
Desarmillaria tabescens is the source of this 837-nucleotide messenger RNA. RefSeq lists its product as uncharacterized. Lineage: Eukaryota; Fungi; Basidiomycota; Agaricomycetes; Agaricales; Physalacriaceae. The transcript has 6 exons. Bases 1 to 756 code for a protein of 251 amino acids. Gene Ontology annotation, molecular function: NAD+ poly-ADP-ribosyltransferase activity. The record is from RefSeq and is a predicted model, not a curated record.